Messenger RNA from Stereum hirsutum FP-91666 SS1, 1560 nucleotides. RefSeq names its product cyclopropane-fatty-acyl-phospholipid synthase. The annotation marks the transcript as partial. The transcript is spliced from 12 exons. Gene Ontology annotation, biological process: lipid biosynthetic process. The record is from RefSeq and is a predicted model, not a curated record. NCBI's taxonomy places the organism in Eukaryota, Fungi, Basidiomycota, Agaricomycetes, Russulales, Stereaceae.
AAUGGACGCUCCCACUACUAGCCAUAUUCUUUGGCCCGCUCUGCCUCAUAAGGGAACGCGCCUCAGUCUACCGAGCACUUUGACCAGCCUCAGUUCGUUCAGUGUAUACUCUCUUGCACGGAAGUCUAUUCUGGCUGCUCUGGAAGACUGCAUCGUGAUUGGGUCGCUCGUAGUCGAAGACGCCGGAAAUACAUACCGCUUUGGUGAUUGCUCAAUAGGCCAAACGCCGGUCCAUCUCAAAGUAAUCAACCCCAGCUUCUGGACCCAGGUACUGAAAGCUGGUGAUCUCGGGUUCAGCGAAGCCUACAUGAAUGGAGAUGUUCAGGUGAACAGCCUAAGAGACGUCAUGAACCUUUGGCUUGAUAACGAGUCAGGGAUGAAUGGCCUUUCUUCCGUAUUCGUUCGCGUUUCGUCUUUGCUAUCAGGGAUCUCCAAUGCCCUCUUUGGCCAGUCAUUAGCCAUGUCUAGACUUAACGUCAUUGCUAGCUAUGAUCAAUCGAACAAUCUCUUCGAGGCUUUCUUGAGCCGGGACAUGAUGUAUUCCUGCGCGCUCUGGACAGAGGCCGAAGGUGGACCUCGCGGGGACUUGCAGACCCGUGAGCGAAGCACAGAAGACGACCUGGAGACGGCUCAGAUUCGGAAAAUUCAUCAUGUCUUGGACAAAGCGCGAUUGCGCCCGGGAUACAGAGUUCUCGAAUUCGGUAGCGGGUGGGGUUCCCUUGCCAUUGAGGCUGCUCGGUGUUAUGGCUGUCGAGUCGACACCAUCACGUUAUCUGCGGAACAAAAGAAGCUUGCAGAACGCCGUAUCAAGGACGCUGGGCUAGAGGACAAGAUCACAGUGCACCUUCAAGACUAUCGAGAGCUACCUCCAGAGUUCGAGAAGCAGUUCGAUAGCUUCAUUAGCAUUGAGAUGCUUGAGCAUGUUGGUUCGAAGUACUACCAAACAUACUUCAAAAUUGUCGACUGGGCCUUGAAAUCGUCUGAUGCUACGAUAGUCAUCAGCUCCUCAACAUUCCCAGAAUCCAGAUAUACUGGCUACCAGGCUCAAGACUUCAUGAGGAAAUACAUGUGGCCCAAUUCAUGCCUUCCGUCAGCUACGGUGCUGAUUGACGCAGCAUACAGCGGCUCACAAGGCCGCUUUACCUUGGAUAGUGUGGAGAAUCAUUCAGCUCAUUAUCCACGAACGCUCCGCGAAUGGGAUAGACGACUGAACCAGAACUUGACUCCGGACACACUGGCAUCUGACUAUCCCCUUCUCAAGGCAGAUCCAAAAGCCUUCGAUGCUUUCCGGCGUAAGUGGCAGUAUCUGUUUGCUUACGCUGGUGCUGGAUUCGCCAAAGGAUACAUAACGUGCCACAUGCUAUCUUUCAUCCGUCAUUGCGACGCUCCGGAAUCGUGCGACUGAUGGUGUACUGGGUGGGAAGGAGAGUGGAUCCGGUUUGGACUUGUACUAUUGCGCUGUAUGUUGAUACCUUGUACCGAUUCUGACAUUCUUCGGCUUCUGGAGGUGGGAGGAUACCAUGUGCGUGUCAAAGCGUAACGUGAAAAUUUUGGUUAAUC